AUGGCGAGCGACGGCGACGAGGCUCCCGCGGGGGUGGCCGGGAAGGUGACCUGCGCGGCGUGGAUACGGCGCCCGGGCGGCGGGCCGGCCGUGUCCAGCAGCCGCAGCCUCCUCGUGGUGUACGGCCGCGGCGCCACCGCCUCGUCCCCGCCGCUCCUCGACCUCCUCGCCUUCGACACCAGGCCGUGCGAGCUCGCCUCCGAACCCCUGCUGAGGGUCGUGAUGGGCGAAAAGGGAGCCGACGCGGACACGCCGCGCGCCAUCGCCGUGCACCCCGCCGGCGACGAGUUCGUCUGCGCCACCGCCAAAGGCUGCAGGCUGUUCAAGCUGGUCUAUGAUGACUUUUGUAUCAACCUUAUUUCAAGUGAUUCGCCGCCCCUCCAAUCAGUUGGGCCUCAGCGAUGUUUGGCAUUCAGUACUGAUGGUACUAAGUUUGCUAUUGGCGGCGAGAAUGGACAUCUCAGAAUAUUUCACUGGCCAAAUCUCAGCGUGCUUCUGGAUGAACCUAAAGCUCAUAAAUCCUUCCGGGACAUGGACAUCAGCUUGGAUUCAGCGUUUUUAGUAUCAACUUCAACUGAUGGUUCUGCAAGAAUAUGGAAGAUUGAUGAGGGAGCUCCACUCGUAAAUUUGACUAGAUCUUUGGAUGAGAGGAUUGAGUGUUGCCGCUUUUCUAGGGAUGGAAAGAAACCUUUUCUGUUUUGCACACUUGUAAAAGGAAAUGAUAUCGUGACUAUGGUUUUGAACAUAAGUAACUGGAAGAGAAUUGGAUACAAAAGACUCCUGCGAAAGCCCAUUUCCACACUUUCAGUUAGCUUGGAUGGGAAGUAUCUCGCACUAGGAAGCCGUGAUGGAGACUGUUGUGUUGCCGAUGUACAGAAGAUGCAAGUUUCUCACUUGAUGAAGAAGGUCCAUCUUGGCUCCCCAAUUUCCUCCAUUGAAUUUUGCCCUACUGAAAGGAUUGUGAUAUCCACCUCGCACCAAUGGGGAGCAGAGAUUACGAAGCUCAACGUCCCUGCUGACUGGAGAGUUUGGCAAAUUUGGCUGGUAUUCUUGAGCCUCUUCGUGACAUCGGCAAUACUGUUCUACACGUUCUUCAAGCACACAAACCUGGUGUAA
Molecule: messenger RNA, 1116 nt
Organism: Triticum turgidum subsp. durum (durum wheat)
Lineage: Eukaryota; Viridiplantae; Streptophyta; Magnoliopsida; Poales; Poaceae
Source: the annotation of a GenBank genome assembly